This is a messenger RNA of Pseudoliparis swirei, 4517 nucleotides long. RefSeq names its product pleckstrin homology domain containing, family G (with RhoGef domain) member 6 (gene plekhg6). The transcript is spliced from 15 exons. Bases 1 to 3246 code for a protein of 1081 amino acids. Gene Ontology annotation, cellular component: axon; endocytic vesicle; plasma membrane. Lineage: Eukaryota; Metazoa; Chordata; Actinopteri; Perciformes; Liparidae. The record is from RefSeq and is a predicted model, not a curated record. Gene Ontology annotation, biological process: Rho protein signal transduction; endothelial cell migration. Gene Ontology annotation, molecular function: guanyl-nucleotide exchange factor activity.
AUGCAACAGUAUGGCACAUAUGUCUGUGUCUUUGGCAGCCCGGUUACCAGCCAGGCUGCUGGCAGCUUCUGCCUUUCCUCAAAGGCUCAGCAUGUAGCCGGUGGGGGAAACGAAUCCCCGAUGGGAGAGCCAUCGGCCCCACAGCGAGACAGUGUGGACGGGGAGAGGCAGAAGCACACCGAUUCAGAUGUUGACGGGACGACAGCAGCUGCAGAGAUAAACCACCACCACAGGGGGUCAGCAGACAAACACAAGUUCAAUACGUUUGGCUACCAGAGGCGGACAAAGCAGAAGAUCGUGACUUACUUAACAACAGUGAAUAAGGGGCCGUCUGCAGGCGCCAAACCCAGAGCUGCACUGAGGCAGGUCCUGUUCAGCCAGGGAGGCCCUGAGAAGAACCCGGCCUCUGAGCAGCAAGGUCAGCUGGGGAUGUUGAAGCAGGAUCUGGAGACCUUUGCUGUCCCACUCAAUCUUAAGUGGAGGUGGAAGGAGGAAAGUCAGGGAACUACGCUAGAGAAUAACUGGACAGACAUAGUGGACUCUCAUUCGACGAUGUCUAAGAUGCAGAGACACCAACAAGAGGUGCUGUGGGAGUUCGUCCAUACCGAGCUCACCUACAUCAACAAACUAAUUAUCAUCACAGACUUGGUUAUUGCAGCUCUUGUCAACCUGCACCAGCAUGGAUUUCUCCUGGAGGUGACCCCUGAACUGCUUUUCUCUGACCUUCCCUCCAUCCUCACCGCACACCAGCUGUUCUGGCAGGAGGUGAUUUAUCCCAUGUUAGAAGAAGUCCGGAGCACAGGCCAUCCCUUUGACCCCACGGCGUUAGAGGCUGGUUGCCUGCAGUUCCACGAGCGCUUCUCCUCCUAUCAGCAUUACUGUUGGGAGGAGGAAAAUAAUCUGGAGUUCACACGCAGGCAGAUGGAGGGCAACCCACAUUUCCUCACUUAUGUUCAGUGGGUGGAGACUCACCCCCAGUGUGAGCGGAUGCGGCUCGGAGACAUGCAGGCCAAACCCCAUCAGAGGAUCACAAAGUAUCCUCUGCUUCUUAAGGCCGUGCUGAAAACCACCCAGGACCCUAAUGUCCAGCACACACUCAGAGGCAUGAUAGCCAGUGUAAACGUUUUUUUGGAGAGCAUCAAUGACCACCUGAAGCUCCAAGAUGAGCAACUCGCUCUCAAUAUUUCUGCUCAGAGGGUGGAGGGAUAUGAGGUGGAGUGCAUAAAUGAAGAUAUUGACAUGCAUGUCCGAGAGAUUUGUCAGUUUGACCUAACGUGCCCCAUCAGAGGAGUGGGUCCUGAAGUCGUACGCAUGCUUCUGCUGGAGGAGAACCUGAAGAUUCGGGAGAGAAAAGACAGCAAGCUCGAGGUGGUGGCACUACUUUUCUCAGAUGUCCUUCUAAUGACCAAAGUCCAGAAGAAAGGAGAGCGGCUGAAGGUAGUUCGACCUCCUCUGGCCCUCGACAGAACUUAUUGCAUCGCACUGAAAGAUGGCUGUUCAUUUGUUCUCGUGGAGGUAGGUGAGCUUCGGAGUGCUAUAAAUGUCUACAUAUUUGCAGCCAGUACCUCAGGGAGCUGCUCUAAAUGGGUCUCCACCAUCCACCAGGCAAAGGAAACACUGUGGACCCAGAGACAGACUGAGAGUAACAGACAACUGGAAAAUUGGAAAAUCCGGCAGCUGGAUGGCAAACAUGUCACAGAAGCCAAGAUGGAUGAUAUGGAGAGCGAAGAACAGCCUCUUACGCAAUCAAGACGAGAGACUUUUGUGGAUGAACUUACUGAUGAACUUAUUAUCCCCCAAUCAAUAAAUGGGAUGUUGGCGUCAAAAGAAGCAGAGGAACAGUAUCAACCUCCAGAUGGGGAAACCACAACAAAUCCUGUCUUAACUUGUUGGCAAUCCCAGCCCAAUGUCAAUAAGCGUUUCCUAGUGCAUAAGGCUGGUUGGCAACAAGCAGUCAAUGGAUAUGAAUGGAUAGAAAUGGAAGCGAGAGGAGAAAUCAUCGGGUUCCACAGAGAGGAAGAGGAUAAAGGGGGGCAGAGAGGGUGGAACCACAGGGCACAAUCUGCCCCACAUCUGGACACUCUCUAUCGUGGUAUUGCAGCUGAGCCAUUACAAUACAAUACUGCUGGACCACAGGCUGUCUUGUAUCCAGAUGUUGACUAUCCAAGGGAAGAAGAAAGUACUAUACACCUUCCUGACCAACCAGCAAUAUUCAGGGAGGAGCCUGAAUCUUUAGGACAAACACAAGAGGAAGCUAUAUCAACCAAUAGGGACUCAGAUUCCCAGUCUUUGGACCAGGACUCCAGAAGAAAUUCCGACUGCAGCCAGUCUGGAGACAUCCAGACAUCUCCAGAGGCUUGGGGUUGCUCCAAACGUUUGAAGUCACCCGGUUUACGGAGGAGGAGGCCAAACAACACCCAGCAGGGCCCCUCUUCUCAGAUGGCUCAGCAGUUCUUCCGGGACUCAGGGCAGACAAACAGCUUUUCUUUCUCCAACUCAGAUAGCCACAUGAAGAGCAACUCUCUUCCAUCUGGGUCAGAGUCACACCGAGUGCUCAAGCUGGGCUCCUUGAAGCAUAGCCAAGGGAUGUUUUUUAACAUUCACGAUAGACUCUCUCCAGACCCCCAAACAUUGUCUGAAUCAGAGCUUCCUGAUCCUAACGUCUCUAACAGAGUGAAACCCCAAAGAAGGGCCUCUAUUCCGAACAUCAUCAAUGAAGGAGGCCACGGACUUGGCCUCCACACCAGUAGUCCGUACACGUUACCCCAAGCAGAGGAUGCACCUUUUCCAAAACCAGACAGAGAACACUCAGCUCUGGAGAGUCUUCUGGAAAGAGCCAAAGAGCGGGAUGGAUUCAAAAGAGACAGGAAUGUGAGGAUGGCCAAUUUGAGUUCAAGGAAUCCUCCUUCCCCCUCGUUUUCCACCACACCUUCACCAUCGCACAUGGAUGGAGAAACAGGAUGGGAGGAGGAGGAGGUGGAGCUGAUAAGACACCGAGCCCUCACAGUGAGUCGAGGAUGGAAGGAGCAGCUGGUGGACGGAGAUGACGAUGACAAGAGGAACAGUGUUUUCUUCACUGACGGAGUAAAUGUGGACUGGUCAGGUUGGUGCUUAGAUGAUGACGAAGUCCUGGAUCAUGUACAGCCUGGAGAUGAAGGGUUUCUGGAGGGCAUCAGCCGAUCUUUGGCCUCCUGGGAUAUCCCUGGACUUUCAGAGCAAGACGACAGGGAGUAUAGUCAGGUGUAGUUUUGAAGCUGCACAUCAGCCUUGCCCUCACUGAGUGGAUCCGAAACGAUACUUUCAAUCACCAAGCAACUGUUAUGCUAAAUUUAAAAUUCAGUCCAUGAAUGUGAACUACAGAGGGACAAAUUAACAAGGACGGUAGGCGGCAUUUCUGUCGUGAAAAGCUGAAGCGUCCAAAAGACAAAAAACAAACAUCUUUCUAGCAAUUUGGCAAGAUUCCAGUUUUCCAUUGACACAAAUGUCUUCAGUCUAAAUUGUUGCCCAUAAUGAUUCUGGAAUUAAAGCAGUGAUGUAGCCUUUUUUUCUUAUAAUAAAGAUAUUUUAAUGUAAAUAUAAUUCAACAUUAUUUUUAUACAUGACUGUAUAUAACAUUUACAUCAGAAAUAUUUUUUCCAUUUCAUUGAAGUGUAAAUUACAGAUUGUAUACAAUGUAAUGGGGUCGGGUCUGCUGCCCCUGCGACCCGACCCCGGACUAAGCGGAUGAGAAUGGAUGGAUGGAUGAACUGAGUUACUGUUGUCAUAAUAUAACCUCCUUAGUCACCCAUAUACUCAGUGAAACACUUUAAUUACAUGUUGAAAUGUAGUCUAGUCAAAUAAAUAUCCAUACAACUGAUUCUCGAGCCCUGUGGUCUAAGACUACACUUUGGAAUUUUAACCGCAACAACAAAAAAAGCUCUCCGGCCAGAUAAUAUAGUCGACAUCUGAGCAUAGAAAGAGUGGAACAUUAUAAAAGCAUUUUCCAUUAACUUUGUUGGACAGCGAAUAUUCAAAGUCCAACUCCUCUCGUCCCACCUGCUCUCUGUGUUGUGGUCAAAACAUAAAGUAAUGCUUCAUUCGGAAAAACAAAGUCAAGAAAAUGUUAUCUCAUACAUAUUUAUGCCCAUCUUAAUUAUUGUUAAAGUGGAUCUAGAUACAGGUUAUUAGUGAAUGUAGGAAACAUUAAACACUAUUUUCAGUAACGGUGACAAUGAAAAUAUUAUGGCCUUCAAUGUUUAUGUCAAAAAAGUAGCAGGACACUUCAGGGAAUCGAACCCCAUCCCAGUAAACCAGGAGUACCAUUACCAGUGUCUUUUGCUUUUUGAGGCUACAUCGGAGGUAAAGUGUGUGUGUGUGUGUGUGUGUGUGUUUGUGUGUCAGAAAUCUCAAGGACUGCAUUGUUUCAGCAGUUUGAAUAUUUCAGUUUGGUCAUGGAAAUUUGGUUUAAAGUCAUGUAAAUCCAUUGGUUAAAAUGUGUAAGAACCCUGUGACAUAUUACAGCUAAUUUCUGACACAGA